CACUGCGACACUCCUGAUUACUAUUCCAGUCGACGUGCACUGGGCAUUCUUCGCAAUAGCAUUCCGAAAGCUGUCGUCGUUCUUCUCGGGCCAGUACACAUCGCUUCAUCUUACGAGCUGCAUAUAAAUCUUCCCAGGCCGCGAUGCCAUUGCUUAGAAUCUGUGUCCACGAGAAAAUACCGAACGCUGGUCGGAAAAUGGCGUGAAGUUUUCGUUCACGUUCAGAAUGAGUUCAACAGCUUGCACCACAAAACAUUUGGAGUUUUGGCAAUUCCUCGACUUCCAAUUCAUUCCAGAGAUCCGGAGUCUCUACUAGUACCAGGAAAGACGCUACUAAACAGAAAAGGCCAUACCUAUGCGGCGAAAUGGAUGUGGAACCGUCUAAUGACUGGACCAAGUUUCAACUAUUCAAAUUCCAUAUUUUCGCAAGAUUCUUAUUACUGCCCUUCUGUCGGUUGUCCUUAUUUUCGAACCGUACAAAAUCUGGAACGCUGUAGUGUCAUCUCUGAGUGGGAAUAUCAGCAAUUGCAUGCAACAACACGGCUUCCGGUGAACGGAACUACCAAGGUACCCCAUCGAGUGAAAGUCCGUAAUAACUUGGUUGGGAUCAUAGCCUUGGUAGUGCUGCUGUCUCUCAUAUCAGUCAGUGUUCUCGGUACAUUCUUCUAUUGUCGUAGCAAACAGGCCACAAUGGGACGAUUUCAAAUCAUGCCUACCGAGGAUGCAGGAGUCUCAGAACCAAAAGCAUAA
Ostertagia ostertagi is the source of this 750-nucleotide messenger RNA. NCBI's taxonomy places the organism in Eukaryota, Metazoa, Nematoda, Chromadorea, Rhabditida, Trichostrongylidae. The record is from the annotation of a GenBank genome assembly.